This is a messenger RNA of Sander lucioperca (pikeperch), 928 nucleotides long. RefSeq names its product RPA interacting protein (gene rpain). Lineage: Eukaryota; Metazoa; Chordata; Actinopteri; Perciformes; Percidae. The record is from RefSeq and is a predicted model, not a curated record. The transcript has 7 exons. Bases 133 to 819 code for a protein of 228 amino acids. Gene Ontology annotation, cellular component: nucleus; PML body. Gene Ontology annotation, biological process: protein import into nucleus.
CAGCCCAAAUCAACGUCCGGGUCACGAGGUUAAAAGCUGAAAUGUUUUGGUUUUGAAGUCUUCCAUGAUUUAUUUAUCAUUUUAGUUUGCUUGGAACGUUACACUCGCUAGCUAGCGUUAGUAGCGGUACAGAUGGACGCUUUGCACAGACACCGUUCACUUUAUAAAGGAACAACUCCGCCAUGGAAAGAAACAUACCGCAAGCGCUGUGUAGACAGACUAAAAAACAGCCGGUCGAGGCUACUGGAGAGAUAUCGUCAGACGGGAGAGAGCCAGCAGCGCAGCGGCUCCGGGGCCUCUAUCAUCGUCCAGGAGGUAAUGGAGGAGGAGUGGACCGCCCUGCAGUCAGAGGACCGGAGACUGCCCUCGCUAUGGGGGCCAGAGGGAAUGGCAGAGCAGAUGUUCAGUGUCAUGAAAGAGUAUGAUGAACUGGCAGUACUGGAAGAAAUCCAACACGAGCUCAUGUCUCAAGAAAUGUCUAUUAUUGAAGAGUUUGAGAGGAACAUGCAGUUUGAGCAGCAGUACAUAUCAUCUGUUGUGGAGGGGAUGGAGGAGAUGCAUAUUAUUUGCCCCAUAUGUCACAUGAACAACUUGAACAUCAACAGCCAUUUCAUCUCUUGUCCCUGUGGACUGAACAUUAACAAUACGAAACAGAACAUCACGCCUGAUAUCCUGCAGCAUCUUCUGGAGUCCACGGUAUCCGAGCACACGGAGGACUGUUUCCACAACCCGGUUUUCUCUGUAGCUCCAAACACAGACAGCUCUCUCAACCUGAUCAUAAGCUGCCAGGUUUGUGACUACCUGUCCAUUGUCCUGUGAAAGCAGAUGCCACUUUUAUUUUUAUAUUAUUACUUUAACGUGUGAUAUUUGAUUUUUGAGUUUUUUGUGCUCUCUGUAUAUAUUGUGAAAUAAAGACUUCUGAAUUGAA